GACCAGAGCAAAGCAGGAGCCACACAUCCGUGCACGCCUGACCGCUAGACUACUUCCUGGACCAAAAGAACGGGACAUUUCCAGCAACACUUUUCCCCUUCAACCUCCGUCUCGCUGACGCCGCGGAUAAUCACUUAAUAAUGACUGCGUAUGAUCAAUAAUAUUCGACCACUUUUUUCCUGUAGUUAAAGACAGCGAUUGAUUGCCGAUCGACUCCCCCCCCCCCCUCCCUUCCCUCUCCACCGCCUCCUGCUUCUUCUCCCUACACUUCGGGAAUGUCGCUAUGUGGAAGCCCGCUGCAGACACGGAGGACUCCAACACCAAGAGAUUUUGAAUUGUUUUCGCGCAACCUGUGCGUGUUCGCCGCUUUAUUCCUCGAAGCUAAGGAGUGCAGCCCGUGCUCGGUCCGGAGGCGAGUGAAUCUGGCUUUUUCAAAGCAGUGACUGUAUCCUGUGACCGUCAAGCCAUUUCUGUACUUUGAUGCUCUGCCUUCGUGGCCGCCGUGACAACUUCGGCUUUAGUGUGUGCGUGUGAUUCUUUCUAAAGAAGGACAAGCAGCAGCAGAAGAAGAAGAAGAGGAGGAGAAGGGGGCAAAAAAGACUAACUUAAUCACCCGUUGCCUUUUCUUGUUGCUCUCGAUGAGUAGUCUAACAUGCGGAAAAUACGGGAACCGAGUCACUGGUGGAUUUUAACCCUGCUGUUUUUAACCUUGCCCGAACACAAAGACUGUCAGCCCGUUGUGUCGGGUGACCAAGCUCACUUCACUGGAGGCAGCCGUCCUGGGAACACAGGCGUAAUGAGGGAGAGGAGGACAGCUGGUGACCCCUACUGGUCCUAUUCAGGAAGCCAUGGGCCACGAGGUUGGGCAGCCUCUUACCCAGAGUGUGCUGCAAAGAACCAGUCACCUGUGGAUAUUGUAGAUGAGCAAGCUUUGGUGCUGGACGAAUACCAGGAGCUGGAGCUUGACAAGUUCAACAUUGAGUCGUCCAACCAGACCACCAUGAAAAACACUGGAAAGACAGUCGCUGUGCUUCUGAAGGAUGACUACUUUGUAAGAGGCGCUGGACUGCCAGGGCGCUUUAAGGCUGAGAAGAUGGAGUUUCACUGGGGCCAGAGUAAUGGAUCAGCAGGCUCUGAGCACAGCAUAAAUGGCAGAAGGUUCCCCGUAGAGAUGCAGAUCUACCUUUACAAUUCAGACGACUUUGACAGCCUCAACGCGGCCAUCAAGGAAAGACGUAUCAUUGCUGCCAUGGCCGUCUUCUUUGAGCUUGGACAAAAAGACAACCCAGCUGUGGACCCAAUCAUCCAGGGAUUGAAAGGAGUGGUGCACCAUGAAAAGGAGACCAACCUCAGGUCAUUCAUCUUGAGGGAUCUGCUGCCAUCAUCGGUUGACAGUUAUUACCGAUACACCGGCUCUUUGACCACUCCGCCCUGCAGCAAAGUAGUGGAGUGGAUCAUCUUCUCCAGGCCUGUGUAUCUGUCCCACUCACAGCUGGAUGCUUUUUACUCCAUCUUCACAACGGAACAACAGGACCAUGUCAAGUCUGUCGAGUACCUGACAAACAACUUUAGGCCACUGCAGGACCUGAACAAUAGGAAGAUUUUUAAGUCGGCUGUGAAAGAUGCAUGGCAGAAAGAUUUGACUGAGAUAUUAGGAAGCCCACACAGCACCGAGGCUUCUAGAGUGUGCAGCAGUGCCCCUGUGAGCAUGAAGAUCCAGCCGCUGAACGAGACAGCCUUGAUGGUGAGCUGGGAACGCCCCCUGACAAUCUACCACCCCCCCAUCACCAGUUACAUGGUCUCUUACAGCUGGGUGAAACGGGAUGUCGCAGAUGAAAAGACUUUUAUAAAGACAGGAGACCAGAGCAUGAAAGCGGUGAUUACUAAUGUGUCCCCGGACCUACUUUACCUGUUCAGGGUACAGGCAGUGUGUCAGCAUGACCUACGCAGUGACUUUAGCCAGACGCUGCUGUUCAGAGCAAAUACAACAAGGAUCUUCGAAGGGUCUCGCAUUGUGAAGACUGGGAUGCCCACAAUAUCCCCAGCUUCAUCAGCAGAUAUGGCUCCCAUCAGCUCCGGUUCAUCCACCUGGACGUCCUCUGGUAUCCACUUCUCCCUUGUCUCGAUGGCCACAGGAAUGGGCCCCUCCUCCAGUGGCAGCCAGGCCACGGUGGCUUCAGUGGUGACCAGCACCUUGUUGGCAGGCUUGGGCGUCGGCGGAGGGGUGAUCUCCUCUUUGCCGAGCUCUGUUUGGCCCACACACACUCCUCCUGCCAGUCAGAACCCGUCACAUCAAUCCACUCCACCAUCGAAGCCCAGCAUUGGGCAGGCGGCGACUCAGGGUGCCGAGAGUAAGAAGCAGGCUGAGGACAAACAGGCUGCGGGUGAGGGGGAGGAGGAGAGGGAAGAGAAUGGUGAAAAAGAAGAAGAAGAGGAGGAAGAAGAGGUUGAAAAAAGGAAAAAGGACAAGAAUUCACCUAAUAAUGAGGAGAAGCAGGCAAACAGCACUGUGUCCGAAGAGCCUUUAAUCCCUACCCCCGCAUCCACAGCCAAAGAGAAAGGAAAGGGCAAUCCGACAACCAAAGCUGAUGCAGCCCCUGCAGGCACUGGUGAUGACCGCUUGGUAAACGAGGAAAAGAGAGCCACCGAAGUAAACACAGUCUCCACUCAGGAGCCACGUAAUGACAGCGCUGAGAUGCAGAUUCCUCAGAGCUCCACUGUAUCUCCAAAGAAUAAAAGUGAUGGAAAGGGUCAUUGGCCUUUUUCCGUCCACACUGAUCAAACCGUCUUGUCCAACGUGACACGGGCCCCUCACCCAGGAAUGGGCCGUAUGGUGUGGAUCGUGCCCCUGGUGGUGGUGUCUGCUCUCACACUGCUGUGCCUCAUCAUGCUGCUUAUCGUGAUGGUCUACUGGAGGAGAUUUUUCCAGACGGCUCAUUUUUAUGUGGAGGAGAGCAGCUCUCCACGGGUGGUGGCCAAUGAGAAUAUCCCAAUCAUCCCUAUACCAGAUGAUAUGGACGCCAUUCCUGUAAAGCAGUUUGUUAAACACGUCAUGGAGCUCUACAAAAGCAACAUGCAAGGUUUUGCCGAGGAGUUUGAGGAGGUCCAGCGAUCCACAGUCGACUUAAAAAUCACCGCAGAACAUUCCAAUCAUCCUGACAACAAGCACAAAAACAGAUACAUCAACAUUGUAGCCUAUGACCACAGCAGGGUGAAAUUGCGAGCUUUGGCAGGGAAAGAUGCCAAACAUUCGGAUUACAUCAACGCCAACUAUGUGGAUGGCUACAACCGUCCCAGGGCCUAUAUCGCUGCUCAGGGUCCUCUGAAGUCUACGUUUGAGGACUUCUGGAGGAUGGUUUGGGAGCAGAACACAGGAAUUAUUGUCAUGAUAACCAACCUGGUGGAAAAAGGGAGGAGGAAAUGCGACCAGUACUGGCCAAUGGAGAACAGCGAGCAGUAUGGAAACAUCGUGGUGACGCUGAAAAGCACCGAAGUGCAUGCCUGCUACACUCUGCGGCGGUUCCUUAUAAGGAAUACGAAAGUUAAAAAGAUUCAGAAAGGGAACCAGAAAGGGAAGCUAAAUGAACGCAUCGUGGUUCAGUAUCACUACACUCAGUGGCCUGACAUGGGAGUACCAGAAUAUACCCUCCCUGUCCUCACUUUCAUCAACCGCUCCUCAGCGGCUCGUACUGCAGACAUGGGUCCUGUCCUGGUGCAUUGCAGUGCAGGGGUUGGGCGCACGGGAACGUACAUCGUCAUCGACAGUAUGCUGCAACAAAUCAAGGACAAAAGCACAGCCAGUGUCCUGGAUUUUCUCAAACAUAUACGCACACAACGCAACUACCUUGUCCAGACUGAGGAGCAGUAUGUUUUCAUCCAUGAUGCGCUGAUGGAGGCCAUCCUUAGCAAAGAGACUGAGGUGCCGGUCUGGAAGCUGCACAGCUACGUCAACAGCAUCCUGACACCCAACUCGGCCGGCCGCACGCGGCUAGAGAAGCAGUUCAGGCUGCUGAGUCAGUGCAACACACGCUUCGUCGAGUGCUUCAGCGCACACAAAGACUGCAACAAGGAGAAGAACCGCAACUCCUCAGUAGUUCCCUCGGAAAGAGCAAGGGUUGGACUCACCACCCUGCCUGGCAUGAAAGGAACAGAUUACAUUAAUGCAUCCUACAUAAUGGGCUAUUACAGGAGUAAUGAGUUCAUCAUUACCCAGCAUCCUUUGCCCCACACCACCACAGACUUCUGGAGGAUGAUUUGGGACCACAACGCUCAGAUUAUCGUCAUGCUACCUGACAACCAGGGGCUGGCUGAGGAUGAAUUUGUUUACUGGCCAAGUCGAGAAGAGGCCAUGAACUGCAUCGCCUUUACUGUAACUCUCAUCAGUAAGGACAGAUUGUGCCUCUCCAAUGAGGAGCAAAUCAUCAUCCACGACUUCAUCUUGGAGGCCACGCAGGAUGAUUAUGUUCUGGAGGUGAGACACUUUCAGUGCCCCAAAUGGCCAAACCCAGACGCUCCUCUCAGCAGCACCUUCGAGCUCAUCAGUGUCAUCAAGGAGGAAGCCAUGACUCGAGAUGGCCCCACCAUUGUGCACGAUGAGUGCGGCGCCGUGUCAGCGGGCAUGCUCUGUGCCCUCACCACGCUGUCCCAGCAGCUGGAGAGCGAAGGCGUCGUUGACAUCUAUCAGGUGGCCAAGAUGAUCAAUCUCAUGAGGCCAGGGGUCUUCACUGAUAUAGAGCAGUACCAGUACCUUUACAAAGCCAUGCUGAGCCUGGUCAGCAACAGCGAGUGCAGCCUGAGUCCCACUCACACGGACACUAAUGGGGUGGUGGUGAUUGCAGACGAGUCGGACCCUGCCGAGAGCAUGGAGUCGCUCGUCUGAAGACAUUCCUGCAGGCACUUAAUUUGUAAAAAUAACACCAAUCCAAGAACUUUUCUGAGGCCUUUUUGCCAGACUAUUGAUUAAACAAAUAACCUUAUUACUUUUUAUACUGAUAAAAAGGUUUUUUGAUAUUUAUGUUUUUUUUUUGGUCCCUUAUUUCUUGUCUUAAAUGUUCUCCUGCUGAGCGUUUGCACCUGUUUAAGUUGACAUGAGGAAAAAGCAGCUCUGUCCACUUUGCACUAAACUAUCAGUGUUACUGCCUACACCCAGCGAGUGGAACAAAACCUCGGGGUGGGGGGGAAGGGGGGUUCGGACUGCAUCGAGACAAAACCUGAAGCAUGAAGACCAGGAUGAGUUGAGGGGAUCCACCUAAAGUAAAGUCUUAAACCACUUCAUCACAUCAUUAUAUAGCCCAGCAUGUAUUUUUUGGUCACUUUGUCACCGUUUUGAGGCUCCAUUCCUACUUUUAUCAUGUGAACAGACUUUCAGCGGCUUCUACGUUAACGUCCCAAAUUCUCACUGCUGUCCUGUAAAAUGUACUUAUGGCUUAUUUUUUUCUUAAAAUGUGUUGCAACAUCUAAUGUGAACAUGUAUUGCUUUUUACAGGGAUUUAUUUUGUUGUAUUGUUUUGUAAUAUAUAUAUAUAUAUAUAUAUACAUAUAUAUAUUAUCUUUAAUAGCCUUGUUAUAUUUAUUUCUUUACUUCUAGAUCCAUAUUCUUGGGGGAGGUUCUGUAGCUUGUCCUGUAUGGCCUGCAAAUCCUGCCCUGAUUUUAUUUUUGAAGCUAUUUUUUCCUGCUUUUGUUGUUGCUUCUCUAACCUCAGCAAGUCACUGCUCAGCCGUUAACACACGUAUCUGUACCGACACCACGCAAUGCCAACAAGAAAACGUACAAAAAAAAUUGUUCACUCUGCACAAAGUUUUUCAUGUUUUAUUUUAAAGCAUUUUGUCGCAAUGUAAUUCGAAUCUGUUCCCGGCGCUGAUCAACACGCAAAGUAAUUUUAAAAUCAAGGUCAAAACAACUUUUUGGUGGAUUAUAGCCAAGAUUUUCCAAAUCAGUUUUCAUAUCCUUGCGGAUUGCUCUAAGUAUCUCUGUACUUGUGGAUACUUCUGCCCAGCUGCUGUGAGUCACUGACAUCACCACAUUGUUGUUCUGUUUUUAGGACAUUCCUGCAGAAAUUUAACUGCGGCAACACUUAAUAUUUUUAAGUUUCAUUAGACUAUAAGCAUCUUCACUUGAUCCUCCUGUGAGAAUUUUAUUCAGUGCCUUGAAAGUCAUUCCAGUCUCUCACUGGUCCAUGUUUUAGGAAAGAUUUUACCUUCAAUUCCUUUCCUUAUUUCUGUAAAUAAUUUACCAUGUUAGUUGGGCUUGGACCCAGAACCAGCCUGAGGUACAAGCAAACUAAGCUGAUGUUUAGUAUCCCAAAGCCAGUAAGGGCCCUCCAAGAGCAUAUGGGUUCUCACGCAAGAUUGAUCACAAAACUUGUUGUUUGGUGUUUGUAGUCAAGAAUGAGGGAACCUUUAAAUCUGCUAGAUAGUUUAGAAAAUAGUAGGUUUAAAAAAAACUUAAAAUAGCUUAAUUUAAUAUAUAAAUUAAUUUAUAUGUAAAAGAACUGAGAAAUGUAUGCUUAUAAUUAGUACAAAAAGAAAACUUGCCUUCACUUCAGAUUUCUCGUGUUCUUUUGUCACAAUGUUUCAGAUCAGCAGACAAGGAUAGCCUGAGUAGAAACAAAAUACAAUUUUCAAAUGAUGAUUAAGUUAUUAAGAGUUAUUAAGAGUAAAUGCCUUAUCCAAAUCAACCUGUCCUUAUAUGUAGGAGUAAUUGCCACCCAAACCUGAUGCCUGGUUUUGCCACCCUGAGUGGCAAAAAAAAACCAUCAAAUGGUUGCGUUAACUACCAUUAUCCUAUAUCCUUUAUAUCAUUUGGGGAAUUGAUUCAUUUCAGACGUAUUGGAGGGUUUAAUGCAUGAAGGGCCUGUUUAAGGUCAUGCCAAGGCAUCUCAGUUAGAUUUAGAUCUGGGCUUUGACUAGACUUGUUCAAAAGGCUAUUUUUGUCCAGGGAGCUCCUGCAAUGCUUUAAAUGUUAAGGGUUCUUCUGUGACCUGUGAUGAGUUGUGAUUGCACUCUGGAGUCCUGCUGGCUUAAAAAUAGUUUGUAGCUCUUUCCAGACUGAUAAAUGUCAAUGACUUGAAAUCUUCUAAAUCUUUUGACCUACUUCAUGUUGCCAGACUGUUCUAUUUAAGUAACUUCCUGAUUCUUCGGGUCUAGGGGAUGGAUAUCUUAUUCCGUUUUAAAGGAAAGUCAAUAUUUGAAAGCUGUUUUUUGUAUUUAGUCAGGAAAUAUUUCUCCGAAUAAAAAAUUUGUUUGAUCUGAAAUGUUAAAGUGUGACAGAAGAAAUCUGUUGGGGUAAAAGUAUUUUUCAGAGGACUGUAGUAAAUCUUAUGCAGGAUGGUGUGUACUGACUUUUAGGUUUCCAAAUUAAAUUUGGCCUGUGGUCCCAUCAAACCUCAGGCCAACCCUGCUUAUUUAGUGGCAUAAUCAACAGAUUUUCCCUGUCAUUACACAGAAAUGUUUCAUUACGCUUCCCAAUUUAGUCAAAUAAUGAAAAUAUUUUUUGAAUUUUUCGUGAAUUUAUUUUUAACUUGACAUGAGCGUCCGUUGAUCAGUGUCUCAUUAAAAAAAAAAACUGUGAAUAAAUAAAACAUGAAAAAAAGUAAGAAUCCAAGGGAGGUGAAAACUUUUCUAUAGACACUCUACUUUCCUUCUUGGUGGGUUGAUGCUUUAUUUGUAACCAAAGAUGUGGUUCCAGUUUGCGACAUGUUAAGUGGUUUUGUCCUAAGAUCUAUUUAACCGAUGAGCGUUUAAAAUCAAAUUGUUCCGUACAGAUUUUCCAGUGUCAGAGGUGUGAAUUUUAACCAGAGUUUAAGCAUGUUUCUGUUCGAACCUCAGGAACUUGCCUUCCGGAGAUAUUUUACUUUUGUGAUGCUUUCCUCACUCAAGUAAACAAGGUUACAAAUUCAGACUGUAAAAUUGUAUUUUAUCAAGGCCGAAAUUCCAUCUCUGCGUUAUUUUGUGGCUAUAAUUAUAAUCCCUUUUCAGCCCUGAA
Girardinichthys multiradiatus is the source of this 7984-nucleotide messenger RNA. Its product is annotated as receptor-type tyrosine-protein phosphatase gamma-like. Gene Ontology annotation, biological process: protein dephosphorylation. The transcript is spliced from 29 exons. The record is from RefSeq and is a predicted model, not a curated record. Gene Ontology annotation, molecular function: protein binding; protein tyrosine phosphatase activity. Lineage: Eukaryota; Metazoa; Chordata; Actinopteri; Cyprinodontiformes; Goodeidae. The coding region runs from base 653 to 4879 and encodes 1408 amino acids.